Messenger RNA from Cydia strobilella, 838 nucleotides. RefSeq names its product acanthoscurrin-1-like. The record is from RefSeq and is a predicted model, not a curated record. Bases 54 to 560 code for a protein of 168 amino acids. The transcript is spliced from 3 exons. NCBI's taxonomy places the organism in Eukaryota, Metazoa, Arthropoda, Insecta, Lepidoptera, Tortricidae.
GUUAAAUAGCAGUCAUUAUAUAAUGCUGGAGAUAGUUAUAAAAGAGUAGGCGGAUGCGUUCAGGUCAUCAUUUCGUUGUGUGUUGCCAAAAGAGAAUCAUGAAGUUCCUGCUGCUCACCGUAGCCUGCGCAGUGGCCGUCUCAGCCGUGCCCUACGGCCCCAUCUACGGCGGCGGCAUGGGCAUGGGCAUGGGCAUGCCCAUAGGCGGCGGGCUAGGCAUGGGUGCUGUCGGUGGCGGGCUAGGCAUGGGUGCUGUCGGUGGCGGGAUGGGCAUGGGUGCUGUCGGUGGCGGCCAGUACGGCGGUGGUCAGCAGUUUGGUGGCGGCAGCUCUGGGUUCGGAGGUGGUUCUUCGGCGGGAGGUGGGCAGCAAGGAUUCCAGCAAGGGGGACAACAGAGCAGCUUCCAUCAGGUAACAUCAGCCCAGCAGUCAUCUGGUGGAGCCGCAGGCGGUUCCUCCGGCUUCGGAACCCAGCAGGGCGGCGGUGGCUUCAACAACUUCGGGCAAGGGGCAGCCGGCUUCGGGGGAAGCGGCUUCGGCAAUUCGCUAGUCGGAAAGUAGAUGAUGAUGAUGGCUGAAUUUCCAAUGAAAAUUUUCUUCCAGAUUUCAAGGAUUUCGUUUAAGAAGAAUUUAAGAUAUUUGAUCAGAUUGACUGACUUGAAGAAAUGCUAUUAAUAUUGGAGAACCAAAAUGCAGAAAGAAUCAAUGGCCAUAAUGUUUGAGAAUGUUACAGAUAACACUUCAGAAGGGUUCAAAUGUAAUUCUCAAAUAUUUAGGUCGGAAAUUCACUUUAUUUAUAAAAAUGUUAGGGAACGAAUCAAUAAAGUAUUAUUUAUACA